AUGGAUAUUGCAUACUGGAAUGUGUAUCAGUUUGACGGCACAUCUACUUCAUAUGAACUUGGUUGUUUGGUGAGAGCAUUACAGUGUGAAACACUUUCAUCUGAAAUGGCAGAUAGGUGUGAACAUACUUCUAUGUUCCCAGAUUUGCAUUGGUUGUAUCACUCUCCUAGAUCUCCUCACAUUCUUGGCAGCACCAUUGUAGCUCAAAAUUUAUUCAGAGAUCCCGCCCUGUUGGUACAUAGAUAUUCGUUACAACCAUCCCUAAACAUAUCUUCCUCUUCUGUGAUUACUCCAAAGAAGCAAGUACACCCAAGGGAACAAAAUCCUAGGUCGUAUGCCAUCCUGCAAGGAAUGUCUCAGGUUAUUUCAGCCUCAGUUGUGGCUCCUAUUGAACAGGUCUAUAGCCUGAUGCAAUGUCAGAAUGAGAUGCUAAAAUAUGGUCAUCUUUCGACUCCUUACAAAGGAAUGAUGGGUUGCUUUAGCAGAACAAUAAAAAAUGAAGGUGUCCUUUCUCUUUGGCGGGGUAACAGUAUGAAUGUGAUCACACCCUUGACAAUUGAGGUGAUUCUCCAAUUCUCACCAUCUAUUUUUUGCUGA
Messenger RNA from Chenopodium quinoa (quinoa), 597 nucleotides. RefSeq names its product ADP,ATP carrier protein 3, mitochondrial-like. Gene Ontology annotation, molecular function: ATP:ADP antiporter activity. NCBI's taxonomy places the organism in Eukaryota, Viridiplantae, Streptophyta, Magnoliopsida, Caryophyllales, Amaranthaceae. Gene Ontology annotation, cellular component: mitochondrial inner membrane. Gene Ontology annotation, biological process: mitochondrial ATP transmembrane transport; mitochondrial ADP transmembrane transport. The coding region runs from base 1 to 597 and encodes 198 amino acids. The transcript has 2 exons. The record is from RefSeq and is a predicted model, not a curated record.